AUGGCCUACAAUCGAGAUCGUGAUCGUCUUUUUGAGUAUCAAGACCCGAACAGAAGCUCAUUCAACUCAUUCCAAAAAGAUACGGCACUGGACAUGGAAGGGGCUCAUUACGAUCGUUUGGGCUCUGCGAAUAGAAACAUGGACAACAUUCUCGACGCCGCGGAGUCCAGUCUUGCCGGACUCGUUGGCCAGAGAGAGCAAUUAAAAGGAGUUAAACAGAAAAUGUUAAAUAUCGCCAAUCAACUUGGAAUGUCUCAAACUGUCAUCAGAUUGAUAGGCAAACGUGCUGAUCAGGAUAGACUCAUCUUGUGGGGUGGCAUGAUAGUGACGAGUUUGAUCAUGUUCAUUAUCUGGAAGUUCUACAUGUGA
Molecule: messenger RNA, 369 nt
Organism: Oikopleura dioica
Lineage: Eukaryota; Metazoa; Chordata; Appendicularia; Copelata; Oikopleuridae
Source: the annotation of a GenBank genome assembly